AACGAACACCAUAACCUGAAAUAACAAAAAGAGGGACGGUCAACAAGAAGCAGGACGGUGUAACAAAUGUUGGCAUUUCCAAAAAAGUUUGCUUGAUCCUGGCUGCGGUGUUCUGAAUUAGUUGAAGCUUGUGGAGACUUUUGCUGGGGGUCCCAAUGAGGAGGGUAUUGCAGUAGUCGAGCCUGGAGGAGAUGAAGGCGUGGACAAGAUUUUCAGCAUCAGAUACGGGAUACAACAGCUGUAUGAUACUUCCAGGAAGUGAAAACACACAGGUUUUGUCAAACAGAGCAAAGAUGGUGAGGUGUUUGAUUCUGCUCGCUGUGAUGGGUCAGUUCUCCUUCUUCUCAUGUCAUCUCCACGAGUAUCACCUUAUCAAAGAAGAGAAGACCUGGGAUGAAGCUCAGAACUACUGCAGAGACAAAUACACAGACCUGGCCACAGUGUGUGACGUGACAGACACGAGGAGACUCGGUGACUUAGUGACUACGCCAGCCUGGAUCGGGCUUCACAGCAUCCUAGGAAAAGACAACCGGAAGUGGCACUGGUCUCUGACGGAGAUGCCAGGGGUCGAGCCUGAUGAUAUCAGGAGUUAUUUUGGAGACGGAGAGCCAAAUCCUUUGGGCAAUAUUGAGAACUGUGUGGAAAUUACUGGAAACAAACUGAACGAUAUCCAGUGUAGUAAGACACAUGAAUUUAUUUGCUUCGACGAAAGAGAGGAACCCAGUGAAAGAUUACAAGUGAUCAACUUGAAAAUUAAGUGGACACAGGCUCAGAAGUACUGCAGAGAACACCACACUGACCUGCUCAGCGGACUCGAUCAGUUACAAGAAUUCAAAAUGCAAUCAAUUGAGAAUAAAUACAUGUGGAUCGGCCUGUUCAGAGACACCUGGAGCUGGUCAAAUGGGAGCAAGUCCUCUUUCAGAAACUGGGGUCAGGGGUUGUUUAAGGAUGGACACGACAAAAAGGAAUGUGCGACCGUGUUGAACAGCCUUGGUGAAUGGGGCUCUGAUGAUUGCAAUGAGAAAAAACCCUUCUUCUGCUACGAUGACUCAGCAGCUGAUAUGUCAUCAGGUGAACUAUCUCCCCACAACUCCCCCCAACCCAAUGAUCAAGAAGAUAAAGUGGUCUUAGUCACACAAGAGCUGACCUGGGAGGAGGCCUUAAACUACUGCAGAGAGCACCACCGUGACCUGGUCUCCAUCACUAACCCCCAACAGCAGAAAUGGGUCCAAGCCAGGGCCAAGAGUGCCUUAAGCAACUAUGUCUGGCUUGGACUGCCUAACACCUGCACCAUGGGUCUGGUCUGCUACGAAAACUGGAAAACCCCAGAUGACGGGAAAGACCUAUGUGGCAAUGCUGUAGCCAUGGAGAAAAAUGGAGAACAUAAAAUUAUCUCCCUGUGUGUUAAAGGCCCAAUCUCGAUGCCUUUUUGAGCCCUUCAUGACCCCUUUCUGUAAGUUGGCAUUUUUGCAGCCUUAGCUAAGGGAAUUACCCAGAGUUCAUAGCAUUGUGAUGUUAAACAAGGGAUUCCCAGGGGAAGUCUGCGAGCAUGGAAGGGUAAACGAACACCAUGACCUGAAAUAACAAAAAGAGGGACGGUCAACAAGAAGCAGGACGGUGUAACAAAUGUUGGCAUUUCCAAAAAAGUUUGCUUGAUCCUGGCUGCGGUGUUCUGAAUUAGUUGGAGCUUGUGGAGACUUUUGCUGGGGGUCCCAAUGAGGAGGGUAUUGCAGUAGUCGAGCCUGGAGGAGAUGAAGGCGUGGACAAGAUUUUCAGCAUCAGAUACGUAUUCAAAUGACCUCCCUCAUCACGGAUGAGGGUGUCUUUCUGAUCAAUGCUUCCUCCUGACGGCGAUGAAGGCUGAGACUUCAGGUGAAAAAAUGAUUUGAAUAUUGGCUCUGAGGUGGUUUGGUGUGUUUAAAGGGAAGUUGUUUUUCUUAGAGAACAGUCAGAACAUCAGAACAUCCAGGAGGGAGGUCAGGAAAAGAGACGAACACUUCACAUGGAUACAACAGCUGUAUGAUACUUCCAGGAAGUGAAAACAGACAGGCUUACUUUGAUUUCAGUUUUGUCAAACAGAGCAAAGAUGGAGAGGUGUUUGAUUCUGCUCGCUGUGAUGGGUCAGUUCUCCUUCUUCUCAUGUCAUCUCUACGAGUAUCACCUUAUCAAAAAAAAGAAGACCUGGGAUGACGCUCAGAACUACUGCAGAGACAAAUACACAGACCUGGCCACAGUGUGUGACGUGACAGACACGAGGAGACUCGGUGACUUAGUGACUACGCCAGCCUGGAUCGGGCUUCACAGCAUCCCAGGAAGAGAAAACCGGAAGUGGCACUGGUCUCUGCCGGAGAUGCCAGGGGUCGAGCCUGAUGAUAUCAGGAGUUAUUUUGGAGACAGAGAGCCAAAUGAUUCGGGAAGUGAUAAGAACUGUGUGGAAAUUACUGGAAACAAACUGAAUGAUUUCAAGUGUGAUAAGAAACGUGAAUUUAUUUGCUUCAACGCAUCCACAGAAACGGAGGAACCCAGUGAAAGAUUCCAAGUGAUCAACAAGAGAAUGAAGUGGACACAGGCUCAGAAGUACUGCAGAGAACACCACACUGACCUGCUCAGCGGACUCGAUCAGUUUAAAGAAAUCGAAAAUAAAUCAUUUAGUCAUGAAAGCAUGUGGAUCGGCCUGUUCAGAGACACCUGGAGAUGGUCAGAUGGGAGCAAGUCCUCUUUCAGAAACUGGGGUCAGGGGUUGUUUAAGCAUAGACACGACAAAAAGGAAUGUGCGACCGUGUUGAACAGGCUUGGUGAAUGGGGCUCUGAUGAUUGCAAUAAGAGAAAACCCUUCUUCUGCUACGAUGGUGAGUUCGACAAAGGUCUGUCUUCACUGUUUU
Molecule: messenger RNA, 2882 nt
Organism: Notolabrus celidotus (New Zealand spotty)
Lineage: Eukaryota; Metazoa; Chordata; Actinopteri; Labriformes; Labridae
Product: C-type mannose receptor 2-like
Exons: 16
Coding region: 192-1433 (413 amino acids)
Source: RefSeq, a predicted model, not a curated record